Argiope bruennichi is the source of this 2358-nucleotide messenger RNA. RefSeq lists its product as uncharacterized. The transcript is spliced from 3 exons. The record is from RefSeq and is a predicted model, not a curated record. Bases 1 to 2358 code for a protein of 785 amino acids. NCBI's taxonomy places the organism in Eukaryota, Metazoa, Arthropoda, Arachnida, Araneae, Araneidae.
AUGGCUGAUGAUCAACGAGCAAAAAUCAUAUCUCUUAACAGAGAAAGAGGUAGUAUAAAAUCCUCUUUAACAAAGCUGAGCUCUUUUAUCGAAACGAAUGAUUCAAAGAACUCAAUAGUGUAUCAAACUAAACUGGAUAAUCUUCUCAGGAUUAAACAAAACCUAGAACAGAUUAAAGAAGAGUACUUCGUCACAGCCGAGGAUUCCGAAUUACAAGAAUUGGAAGAUUCGGUAGAAGAAUUAGAAGAAGAGUGCGAAAGACUAGAGGAAUAUGCAGCUCUUGGUCACAUGGAAAGAGUAAUGGAAGAUGGAUUACCAGAAACUAAUUAUUUUUUACCUCAUCAUGGAGUGUACCGGGAAGGAUCUACAAGCACCCCUCUAAGAGUAGUCUUCAAUGCUAGCUCCCCUAGCUCUAAUGGAGUUUCAUUAAAUGAUUUAUUGUGUAAAGGUGAUAUUGUUGAGGACAUUUUUGAAUUAAUAUUAAGGUUCAGGACACACAAGUUUGCCUUUACAUUUGACAUUCAAAAGAUGUUUCGUCAGAUUUUAGUUGUGCCACAUCAAAGAGACUAUUUACGAAUUUUAUGGUUUGAUAAAAACUCUCAUCAAGAAGUAACAUUUAGAUUAAACACUGUGACAUAUGGCACUUCAUGUGCACCUCAUCUUGCCAUACACACCAUUAAACAAUUAGCUUUAGAUGAAGCGUCGGACUUUCCGUUAGCAUCGGAAAUGGUUUUACGCGACCUUUACAUGGAUGAUGGGAUUGCAGGCGCCCCGGAUAUCCAAACUGCUCAAAUUCUACAACAACAGCUGAUAAAAAUGUUCGAAAGAGCAGGAAUGUCCUUACAUAAGUGGACUUCAACCUCACAAGAACUUUUAAAUAGUUUUCCAACUUCUAAUCCUGAAAACAAUUUUCCCAUAGAUGAGCAGGUCUCAAAGGCUCUUGGCAUGCAUUGGAAGCCUUUCGAGGAUUUAUUCAUAUUCACAGUCAAGUAUGAAAAUAAAUCUAUGCUCACGAAACGAACAGUUCUCUCAGUCGUUGCCAGACUCUACGACCCCUUGGGUCUGCUGGGACCAGUUAUCUCUAAAAUAAAGAUUUUUCUCCAAAAAUUGUGGUUGCAAAAACUUACAUUUGACGACCCCCUUCCUCCAGCCAUUGGUAAAGAGUGGAGUCAUGUAGUUCAAUCCCUUAGGGCUCUUGAGCUAGUAAAAAUUCCGAGAUGGAUUUUAAAUGAAAAUCCUGUAAAAUUAAUUCUUCAUUGUUUCUCAGACGCCAGUGAAGCCGCAUAUGGAGCAGUUAUUUAUCUACAGUGCAUCAGUGCCAAUGAUAUAGUCACAUCUAGACUUGUAUGCAGCAAAUCUCGAGUCUCCCCAUUAAAGACUGUCUCCAUUCCCAGAUUGGAACUUUGUGGAUGUCUUCUCGCCGCUCAACUACAGGCCAAGGUUGAAAAAGCUCUACAUCUACAAAUUGAUAGCGCAGUGAUGUACACAGAUUCUACUAUUUCCCUAGCCUGGAUUCAAACACCACCACAUCGUCUCAAGACAUUUGUUGCAAAUAGAGUGGGAAAAAUACAACUGACGCAGAACAACAAAUGGCAGCAUGUUUCCUCCACUUUAAACCCCGCAGAUGUGAUAUCAAGAGAACUAGUUCCAGAACAACUGAUUGACAACUAUUUAUGGUGGAAUGGACCAACUUUCCUUCAAGAACUACAUGUUUCUGUGAACUGUGCUGACCAACAAAUGAUUGAUGCAUCUCAGGAUUAUCAAUUUUUAUUGGAACUCAAGGACAAUACCACUCACACCUUAGUGACUUUAAAUUCAGAUUUCCUUACUAACUUUUUCAAAAUUAGUAAUAAGUAUAACAAAUUAAUACGUGUUUUCAGUUUUCUCCUCAGAUUUCUAGGAAACUGCAGAAACAAGAAGAUGAAGGGUUCACUCUCCUCAAAGGAAAUCGAGGAAGCAGAAUUUAAAUUAAUUUCCCUUGUACAACAAAAUGUUCUUGCUGAUGACUUCAAAAACUUAGCAAGUGGUAAACAGGUAAACCCUUCUAGCAAAUUAAAAGGUUUAUCACCUUUUUUAGAUGAAGGUUCUAAUGCAAUUAGAGUAGGAGGCAGACUUAGAAAUGCCGACAUACCAUUUCAGCAAAAGUCAAAAUGGUACUUUCAAAAGGACAACAUUAGUGUCGGUACCAUGGUAGUAGUCAAAGACGACAAUGUCCCUCUUAAUUCUUGGUUGUUAGGACGUGUUGUCAAGGUUUUUUAUGGUAAAGAUAAUAUUAUUCGAGUGUGCCUUGUUAAAACAGCCAAAGGGACUUAUAAACGUCCAAUUACGAAAUUAGCCAUAUUGCCAAUUGAAACCUAA